AUGCACGACACCUACCCAUGUCUCCACACCGUACCCUCCUUAUCCUAUCCCAUUCUGCCUUAUCUUAACUUUCAUAUGGCAACGGCAUCCCAUCCUGUCUCGCCGCACUGCGUCGCACGGCAACGACCUGAACCAAACGAUACUACACCACCCUACACGGCGCGCUGCAUAUUGAGUUGCACCGAAUACACAUUCUACGAUCCCACCCUGAUUCGUAUACAGUACAUCUGGUCUGUAUACGUGAACUGGAUCGUGGUUGGUGUCUUUCUGGCCUCCGCCUCUGUUUGGUUUGUGCUGAAACGAUUCCUCUACGAGGAGACUGCUAAAGCCAUGAUCUGA
This is a messenger RNA of Echinococcus granulosus, 339 nucleotides long. RefSeq lists its product as hypothetical. The record is from RefSeq and is a predicted model, not a curated record. Bases 1 to 339 code for a protein of 112 amino acids. The transcript is spliced from 2 exons. Lineage: Eukaryota; Metazoa; Platyhelminthes; Cestoda; Cyclophyllidea; Taeniidae.